UCUACCUCCAUGGUUCAUGUGCCAUUGUCCUAUCCACCAACCUCUCUCCUCUCCUCUCCUCUCCUCUCCUCUCUUCUCCCAUCACCUUCAAACAAUCAAACCCAUUUCCAUGUGAUCUUGUUCUUAAUUUAGCAGAGCAGUAUCCCCAUCUCAUCUCUCUUCCUUGAUGAUUCAUUCAAACUAGCUAACCCUACUCAGUUGCUUGAUUGCUAAUUAUUCUGGUUCUUGAAAUGGACAGAAAUAAUUCAAUCCCACAAGGCCUGACUCCAGAUGAAUAUUCAGAGCUAAAACCCAUAAUUAAUGCCUACCACAUGUUCGACAAAAUGCCAAACACAUGCACCUCACUGAUCACGCAGCGCAUCGACGCCCCCGCCCACGUGGUGUGGCCCUUGAUACGCCGCUUUGACAACCCACAAAGCUACAAGCAUUUCAUCAAGAGCUGUAACAUGAUUGGUGAUGGCGGUGUUGGGAGUAUCCGAGAAGUCACCGUCAUCUCAGGCCUUCCGGCGUCCACCAGCACAGAAAGGCUCGAGCUUUUGGACGAUGAGAAACACAUCUUGAGUUUUCGUGUUGUGGGUGGAGAACACCGAUUGAAUAACUAUCUUUCUGUUACUUCUGUCAAUGAGUUCAACAAAGAUGGAAAGGUUUACACCAUUGUUUUGGAAUCUUACAUUGUUGAUAUACCAGAAGGGAACACGGUGGAGGAUACGAAGAUGUUUACAGAUACUGUCGUAAAAUUGAAUCUUCAGAAAUUGAGUGUGGUGGCCAUGUCUUCUCUGCAUGGUAGCGAAUGAAUGAGUUAAUGACAAUCAUUACGCCGGCCGGCGAUGGGCGGCACAACUGGUGGUGCUGCUGGUGGUGGACCAGGUAUGAUGACUUCUACUUCUACCACCAAAAGUCAAAGAUUCUGAUAGGGUGGUGUUGAAGCUUUAAUUAGUAAAUCUUUUUUUUUUUUUUUCUUGAUUUCUUUCUUUCUUUGUUGAAUCAAAUAAAUUUGGGGGUUAGUUUUAGUAUUCGAUUAUUCACAAAUAGUUCUUUGAUUUCAUUGUCAACAGUUGCAAUGAUAUCGACUUUCGCAAAUCAAAUUGUAUAAUUUUAUUGGUAGUUGUAAUUAAUUAAAGAUUCCAAAUAGAGUUAAAGUGUUGUUAUCAA
This is a messenger RNA of Lactuca sativa (garden lettuce), 1152 nucleotides long. Its product is annotated as abscisic acid receptor PYL2. Gene Ontology annotation, molecular function: signaling receptor activity; protein phosphatase inhibitor activity; abscisic acid binding. Gene Ontology annotation, biological process: abscisic acid-activated signaling pathway. The record is from RefSeq and is a predicted model, not a curated record. Gene Ontology annotation, cellular component: nucleus; cytoplasm. NCBI's taxonomy places the organism in Eukaryota, Viridiplantae, Streptophyta, Magnoliopsida, Asterales, Asteraceae.